UAAUAUGGAGUGGCCCGAAAGAAACGAGGUCUAAAAGGAACGGGUGUGCGAAGGGGGGGGGGGGGGGGAAGCAGAAGGGGGAGACGUCUCAAGGCUCAGAACGGCACGGCAAAUGCUCCAAAGCUCCAUCACAUUCGCUCGCCGACCCCGAGAGCGGCUUGAAGCUUGGCAUAUGCCGCAGCUCCUCGCUCGUCACCGAACCUAAGCGUUGCAGGAUGGCUAUGACUGACGUGCUCAGCGCUGAGGAUAUCAAGAAGGCUGUGGGAGCCUUUUCAGCAGCUGAAUCUUUUAACUACAAGAAGUUUUUCGAGAUGGUAGGAUUGAAAAAGAAGAGCCCAGAAGAUGUGAAGAAGGUUUUCCAUAUUCUUGAUAAGGACCGGAGUGGCUUCAUUGAAGAGGAGGAAUUAAAGUUUGUACUGAAGGGCUUUACCCCAGAUGGCAGAGACCUAUCAGACAAAGAAACAAAAGCUCUUCUGGCUGCUGGAGAUAAGGACGGUGAUGGUAAAAUUGGUGCUGAUGAAUUUGCAACUAUGGUGGCUGAAUCAUAAAGGCUUUAACCAAUACAAACCCUUCACCCAUCCUUCACUGCCCAAUUCCAACCACCUCCUGCUGACUGCUUUGGCUCCUGUUCUAUUUAUUUAUUUUAUACUCCAGCUCUGUUCUCUGCAAUCCUGCAACUCUGUAAUUGUGCUGAAAGACACUGUUAAAACAAUAAAGGUCACAUCAAUCUGGGCUUUAUUCUCUCUCACUAUCACUUAUUUCAUAUAGGCUUCAUGCACAUUGAGUGAAAAUUCUACUUCCCCCUCCCUCUGCUGACCCCCCUGCUGCUUUAUCCCUAAUUAGGGUAAAGUGGGAAGAAAUU
Molecule: messenger RNA, 862 nt
Organism: Cygnus olor (mute swan)
Lineage: Eukaryota; Metazoa; Chordata; Aves; Anseriformes; Anatidae
Gene: PVALB
Product: parvalbumin
Exons: 5
Coding region: 216-548 (110 amino acids)
Cellular component (GO): nucleus; cytoplasm
Molecular function (GO): calcium ion binding
Source: RefSeq, a predicted model, not a curated record